This is a messenger RNA of Myxocyprinus asiaticus (Chinese sucker), 2082 nucleotides long. RefSeq names its product cartilage acidic protein 1-like. Gene Ontology annotation, biological process: axonal fasciculation. The transcript is spliced from 14 exons. NCBI's taxonomy places the organism in Eukaryota, Metazoa, Chordata, Actinopteri, Cypriniformes, Catostomidae. The record is from RefSeq and is a predicted model, not a curated record. The coding region runs from base 112 to 1821 and encodes 569 amino acids.
CUUACACAAGGCGACUACGUUGGAAGUUGUGUAAGGAGCGAAAAAAACAUAAUAUAAACAGCAGUCCCGCAUCAUUUUGCGUAUUUUUCAAUCAAGUCACCUAUUGGAAACAUGAGGAGCGUGGAGAUGAGGGUGUGGUGGGCGUGUCUUCUCUUUUUGGGGCUGUCUGGUCUCUCUCAAGCUCAGCCCAUGUUCUCUGUUACCACGGACACAGUUCUUGCUCUGCAUGCUCUUCACAACCCCACUCAACUGAAUUAUGGGAUGGCGGUGACGGAUGUGGAUGGAGACGGGGAUCUGGAGGUGGUGGUGGCCGGGUAUAAUGGUCCAAACUUAGUUCUGAAGUACGACCGUACUCAGAACAAGCUGAUGAACAUUGCCGUGGACGACCGCAGUUCUCCAUAUUACACCCUGAGAGACCUGCAGGGAAACGCCAUCGGCGUGACAGCCUGUGAUGUGGAUGGAGACGGCAGGGAGGAGGUUUAUUUCCUCAACACCAACAAUGCAUACUCAGGUCAGGCAACAUACGCAGACAAAUUGUUCAAGUUCCGUAACGGUCGUUUUGAGGAUCUGCUCAGUGAUGACAUCAACGUGCGAAGAGGAGUAGCCAAUCGCAUGGCAGGGCGCUCAGUUGCUUGUGUUGACAGAAAGGGUACAGGUCGAUACUCUGUUUAUGUGGCGAACUAUGCCAGUGGUAACGUGGGGCCGCACGCACUGAUAGAGAUGGAUGAAGCUGCCAGUGAUGUGGAGAAGGGCGUCAUUGCGCUGUCUGAUGUUGCACCGCAAGCCAACGUCAACAAACACACAGGUGGGCGUGGCGUGGUUAUCGGUCCAAUCCUCAGCGAAACAAGAUCAGACAUUUUUUGCGACAAUGAAAAUGGACCCAACUUCCUGUUCCAAAACAACGGUGAUGGAACUUUCAAAGAUGUCGCCGCAGAGGCUGGAGUUGAAGACGGGUAUCAGCAUGGCAGAGGUGUGGCACUCGCUGACUUUAACGGUGAUGGAAAGACGGACAUCGUUUAUGGUAACUGGAACGGUCCACAUCGACUCUACCUGCAGGACAAACAACAGAGAUUCAAGAACAUCGCCACUCAGGCCUUCGCGUCUCCAUCACCCAUUCGUACCGUCAUCGCUGCCGACUUUGACAACGAUCUCCAGCUUGAGGUCUUCUUCAAUAACAUUGCAUACAGAGGAAACGCCCCCAACAGAAUCUUCAGGGUGUCAAGGAAACAUAAUUCUGACCCUGAGAUCACUGAGCUGGAUGUGGGCGACGCCUCUGAGCCUCAGGGACGCGGCACAGGUGCCACAGUCACAGACUUUGAUGGUGAUGGGCUGUUGGAUUUGUUGGUCGCUCACGGUGAGAGCGCGUCACAACCGAUCUCUGUGUUUAAGGUUAAUCAGGGCUCCAGUAAUAAGUGGUUGCGUGUGGUUCCGCGCACUCGUUUCGGGGCGUACGCUCGUGGAGCAAAGGUGGUGAUGUACACGAAACACAGCGGCGCACACAUGCGCAUCAUUGACGGAGGGUCGGGAUACUUGUGCGAGAUGGAGCCUGUGGCUCACUUCGGAUUAGGAAGUGAUGAGGCCACCAGCAUUGCAGUCUAUUGGCCGGAUGGUCGUUCCAUGGUCCGGCCGCUCGAGUCUGCUGAUAUGAACACGGUUAUUGAGAUUGCAUACCCUAAUGCAGGGGAGGAGUCAGCGCUCACAUCUGACGCACAGGUAUGGAUGCUUGCAAAUGAAGAGGAGGAGUCAAUUCACACAUUACACAGGCAGUGUGGAGAGGGAUUUACGGUGAAUAUAAACGGCCGCUGUGUUGUGACAGCCUGAGUAUUCUCAACUGGAUCUGUUUUAAUACAUCUGAGCUGUGUAGUUAUAUGUGUGAAGUUACAGACCAAACAAACAAGUGUUCAAACUGAAAAUCUACAACACUUAAAUUCACAUUCAUUCAUUUUCAAGUUCACCAAACAGCUAAACAUUUGAUUACUAGAUGUACAAAUGCCCACAUGAAACACAUGAGUGUUUUUUAUGUAUUUAUAUUAACUUAUGUUGUCCAAUUUCUGUUUAAUAAAAAUAAAGUCACACCCAGCA